AUGUGGGAUGGUCUUUAUUCAAAAGAACCAUUUCAUAAUCCAACUAUACCACGUCAUCGUGUAGUUAUUCAAAAUGAUGAUCAUGAUCAACAAAAUCCAGGUUCAAGUAGUCGUGAUAUGGAUACUUUUGGUUGUGUUCUUGUUAAAAAUUGUUCUGUAUCAGUUCAUCGCAAUUUUGAAAUUCGUCUUUUUACAAAUCCAAAUGGUGUAACUGACAAUGAUAAUGAUUGGCCUAUUCGAUUUCUUCUUUCAUCUUAUUAUCAUACGUAUGGUGAUCUUGGUAUUCCUGAUGGAAAAUCAUCAUGCGAUCUAUGCACAGUAAUGUAUGAAACAUGUCGUAAAUCAGUACCUUACAUUAAAGCACAUGAACCUAUGGCAUGUUCUUAUGUUGGCAAUGGAUAUACACGUACACAUCGUGAUAUACCUGUAAUCAAUGCAAUGCGUGCAUGGAUGAAAUUGACACCAAUAUCAGGAGCAUCUUUGGGUAUUGGACACUGUACUUAA
Molecule: messenger RNA, 504 nt
Organism: Rotaria sp. Silwood1
Lineage: Eukaryota; Metazoa; Rotifera; Eurotatoria; Philodinida; Philodinidae
Source: the annotation of a GenBank genome assembly